AUGGUGCCUGUACUGACGAAGGGUCAUCCGGUGACUGUUGUUACCCCUAUUCCUGUGAAUCCAUACAUCACAUGUAUAAAUGACAGAAAUCGUUUUUUAAUGCUUGUUGCCGGUAUUUUUACUGCUACUGGAAUUUCAGCACAUUACUGCUUUGGUCUUAUUAGUGACUACUUGAAGAAUCGGUACCAUUUCGGGCAGGCGGAGCUUACUAUUAUAAGUACAGUUGGUACAAGUUCUGGAGCCUUUACUUUCCCAUCUGGUGUUGUAUUUGAUUAUUUUGGUCCCUCAGCGGCAGUUGGGAUACCUUGCGUGAUUGGUGCUUCUGGUUUUUUACUAAUGGGAUUGGCGUUUAGUAGUUAUAUUGAGGGUACUGUUGUGCUUUUUUCUAUUUUUUACGGUAUUAUAUGUUUUGGUGCUUCUUCUAUGGAUACAGGAAGUUUAAUGACGAAUAUACUCAAUUUUCCUCGUGAUCGUGGUGCUGUUGUUGUACUACAGAAAACGUUUAACGGACUUGGUUCAUCUAUUAUGACUGUAUGGUUUGGGAGUUUUUUUUCAGGCCAUUACGAGUUAUGGUCUUUUUUCACUGGAGGGAUAUUAUUUCUCUUUGGUAUGAUAGGAGCCGUCUUUCUUCGGCUUCCUCCAUAUCAUUUAACUGCUCUUCAACGAAAAAAAAUGACAGAAGAUGAGUUAAUCAGUAGAGAGGUUACACGUGAUAUUUACAUGACACAGAGACCAUCACAGCGGCGGUUAGCGGUGGGAUAUGUGGUUCUUACUAUACUGACAGUAUUCCUAACAACACAAUCUCUCGUAGUGGCGUAUGUGGAUGUAUCAAAAGAGAGACGUAUUAUUUUGGGUUCUAUCACUACAUUAAUAUUUCUCUGUAUUACCUUUAUUGCGUUACCUUUACGCUGUUUAGAUGCACCAAUAGCAAAUACAAACGUUUGUAUUAGAGAUACUUCCUCCAUCUCCUCACUUGCUACUGCUAGAGAUACACCAAAUGCAAUGCCUAAACCUUCUGUUGGACGAUGUGAAGAUAAUGUGAUGCCGUGUGAAUCCGGUGGAAUAACAGAUGAACUCCUACAACAAAAACAACAAGAACAAUCUCCACAACGACGCAGUUAUGCUUCUACAUUGCCUGGUCCACCUCCAGAACGAUUUCCAGAACCACAAUACCAGGGGAGUUUUCUCACAGAUCUUCUUUUUCUUGAUACCUGGUUGCUAUUCUGGACAGGGUUCUGUAACUGGGGUACUGGUAAUCUUAUUGUAGCGAAUACUGCUCAAAUUUAUCGUUCAAUGAAUGAAAAUCACUUUGUGGAAACCACUAAUACUCUAUACGUUACACUUAUAGGAGUGGGAAGUGCCCUUGGUCGGGUAUUGAUGGGAUGUAUUGAGAUGGCAAUUGAAAAGCGAGCUUACCCUUCUUCUCAACAGUUUUCGCAGACCUUAUCUCCAUUAUUACAACCACAUGCUAGGUCAAAACUCCAUGUUAUUAUGGUAUACCCUUUUCCUUCUGUUCUUAUGAGUAUGGGUUUGAUUCUUCUUCUUGUAAUACCUGUUGAAGGUGUAGUAGUACCUCUGGUACUUAUAAGCUUCGCAUUUGGAUACAGCUGGGCGUGUACAGCACUUGUAGUACGUUCUCUAUUCGCGAAAGAUGUUGGAAAACAUUACAGUUUUCUAUUUAUGGCUUCUUUCUGUGCAAAUAUUGCUCUUAAUCGCUUUAUGUUUGGUGAAUUAUUUGAUCGUGAAGGAAGGAAAAUGGGUCUAUACCCUUUUUGUGCGGGUCGUCAAUGCGUGCGAACGAGUUUCUUGAUCUUGUUAAGUUUAAACCUUUCUGCUAUUGUUGCCUCCGUAAUAGUCUGUUUCAGAUUUUUACGUUAUGCCGCUCGUCAGGCCCCACAUUUGUUGGAUGAUUAUAUUAAUUGUGAUGAUGAAAUUGCAUAG
Messenger RNA from Trypanosoma theileri, 1941 nucleotides. RefSeq lists its product as uncharacterized. Bases 1 to 1941 code for a protein of 646 amino acids. Lineage: Eukaryota; Euglenozoa; Kinetoplastea; Trypanosomatida; Trypanosomatidae. Gene Ontology annotation, cellular component: membrane. The record is from RefSeq and is a predicted model, not a curated record. The transcript has a single exon.